This is a messenger RNA of Caenorhabditis remanei, 1062 nucleotides long. RefSeq lists its product as uncharacterized. The transcript has 3 exons. The record is from RefSeq and is a predicted model, not a curated record. Bases 1 to 1062 code for a protein of 353 amino acids. NCBI's taxonomy places the organism in Eukaryota, Metazoa, Nematoda, Chromadorea, Rhabditida, Rhabditidae.
AUGAAUUCUCCAGAAGACGAUGGUCUGAAUGAAUUCGGUCUCCCAAGGAAGCCACCGAUGACACCGCCCGGUCCUGCACCGAUUUCUGAUGAUGAGGAGGAGAAUGAUGGACGAGAGAGAAUCGGUCCAAAAACACCGCCAGAACCCGCUCCACAAAGUUCCCAAGAAAGUGACGGCGAGAUCUCAAGUGAUGACGGCGAACUCCACCAAUCCGUCCCCCAGACACCAGCUAAGCAGACCCCAGUCGUCGUCGCUAAGCCUCCCCCAAGACCACAGUAUCACCAUAAGCCACGCCCACCACCACAACAAUCUAAGCAGCGCCCAGAGGUAGCUGCUAAGCCACGUCAUGACAUGUCACGAGAACUCUCAUUCCCCCAUUUGGCAAUGAAGAAAAGUCUGGAAAUGUUGGAAUUAAACGAGAGAAAUGGUCUAUCGAUUACCGAUGAUCAACUCGUUGAUCUCGUGAUCGACGCGAUUCAAAUCGAUAAAUCACUCGACAAAUUAAUCGAUAAACGCUCUGAAAUGAUGCGUGAAAUGACGGAAAUCCGGGAUUCUGAAUUCCAAAAAAUCAAGAGAAUCCAUGGUAGAAUGCCACGUCAUAUGCAAGAUGUCAUUCAAUUCGACGGUCAGAAUGUUCUAAUUUCCAAUGAGCCGCCCAUGAUGGCUCCCCAUCGGGGAGGAUAUGGACCCCCGAUGCCUCCACCACCUCAAUGGGCGGUCCCUCCACCACCACCAUUCACCGCCGGACCGCCCCCACCAUUCGUCGCUCCGCCCACUUUCUCGGCGCCACCACCGAUGGCCGCGGCGGCUCCGCCCCCGAUGUUCUCGAUGCCACCACCGCCGUUGGCAUUCCAGGCGCCACCGCCCGUCAUCGCUCAAGAGUAUUUCACGCCUCCGCCGUCCAAGAAACCGGCGGCGAUCAAUUUGUCAAAUAUGUUGACCAACGCGUUGAAAGCGCAGAUUUGUCAGGUCCAAACCUCGGCAAGCACCACUACACCAACCAAACAGUCCGUGCCAUCACUUAUGAGCAUCAACAUUCCAGGACCUUCGGGAUCUCACUAA